Molecule: messenger RNA, 153 nt
Organism: Parastagonospora nodorum SN15
Lineage: Eukaryota; Fungi; Ascomycota; Dothideomycetes; Pleosporales; Phaeosphaeriaceae
Exons: 1
Coding region: 1-153 (50 amino acids)
Source: RefSeq, a predicted model, not a curated record
AUGCUAUACCCCACACCAUGCAGCAGCCUCAAUCGACCUCUCACCAGCAGGGCUAAGGGCGCAAUGCCUGUGCCGCCUGCCGGAUACGCGUCGAUUCAAACGCCUGUGGUUGGUGCUGCAUUCCUCCGCGCCGUGGCCAAGGCACGCAGCUAG